AUGGGCAGCUUUAGCUUGGAAUCCUUUUUUUAAAAAAAUUUCUUGAAAUGGAGUUUUAUUCCUAUGUUUUUUAGCUUUUGCGCAUUGGAAUUCAACGUUGAAGAAUUCUCUGCUUGACGAUUUGCCCCAUUGUGUGAACUCCCUUUUUUUGCUUUAUGCUUUAGUAUUUUUAACCCAUUAGUCAGAGAAUGAAAUUUUCAAGUUUGAACGAAUGCAUCUUUUCUUACCCUUUUCCAUUUUUUCUUUUCUUUAUUUCUAGUUUAGUAUAGCAAAGCAAAUACUCCAAUGUACAUGCUUGUCUCUUUCCUUAUAGAUCUUGUGCGUUUGUGUGUGUUUGAAUGUGUUUGCUUUAUUAUAUUUUAUCCUAUUUUAGAUCUAUGGUUGCCAAGAAAAUCCCACAAAAGUAGAUGUUUAGUUGUAAAGCGUUAUCCUUUAACUUGAUUAGAGAGCUGGCUUGGUCACCGGUCCUCGGCGUGUUCAACGAGCUUGAUAUUUGACUUUGAGAAAAAGGGACCUAGAAUCUGUAUUCAAAGUCUUGUGAACCCUCCUAACUGUCUUUACUUGUCAAAUACUAUUUGAUCUGUAAAAAUUGAUUCUUGUAUGUGAAGAAGAAGAGGGUUGUUCUUUGAUUUAAAUCAGAUGGUCUGUUGUUUCCCAUUCUGAGAUAAUGGGGGGUUGUGUCUCAGUUAGUAGUCAGAGUACUUGUAGUAGCAGGAGUAAUGGAGAGAGGAUGUCUCCAUCUUGUUUGUGCAUAGAUAUGCUUAGGCGCAAGAGAAGUAGGAGGACGUUUUCCGACCAUGUCACCACUUUGCAGCAUCUCUCCUCUAUCCCUAACCGGAUGAUCACCAAUGGGAAGAGCAGCAGUUCUUGCAUAUUCACUCAGCAAGGCCGGAAAGGCAUAAACCAGGAUGCUAUGAUUGUGUGGGAAGAUUUUAUGGGAGAAGAUGUUACUUUUUGUGGCGUCUUCGAUGGCCACGGGCCCCAUGGACAUAUGGUGGCUCGUAAAGUUAGGGAAAUGCUGCCGCUAAAGAUAUCCUCUUUUAUGAACUCCUCUGAGCCGGUGACGAGUGGUUCAAGUGUGAAUUGCUGCAAUGGGAAUGUGAAAUCAGAUGUGGUAGAUCCCGUGAAGGAUGUACCUGUCGAGGAGGGAGUGGAGUCUUCGUGGAGAGAAGCUUUUCUGAAAGCAUACAAGUCGAUGGACAAAGAGUUGAGGUCUCAUCCUAAUUUGGAUUGCUUCUGCAGUGGCAGUACGGCUGUGUCGGUUAUAAAACAGGGUCAGAAUCUUUUCAUUGGCAAUAUUGGUGAUUCGAGAGCUAUAUUGGGAUCUAAAGAUAGCAACGAUUCGAUGGUGGCAAUCCAAUUGACAGUCGAUCUAAAGCCUGAUCUUCCUAAGGAAGCAGAGAGGAUAAAGAGGUGUAAAGGUCGAGUCUUUGCUUUACAAGAUGAGCCUGAAGUGCAACGAGUUUGGCUUCCAUUUGAUGAUGCUCCUGGCUUAGCAAUGGCUCGAGCAUUUGGAGAUUUUUGCUUAAAGGAAUAUGGAGUUAUCUCCAUCCCUGAAUUCUCCCAUUGGACUCUCAGUGACCGAGACAAAUUUGUCGUUCUGGCAUCAGAUGGGGUAUGGGACGUCCUGAGCAACGAGGAAGUGGUCGAGAUAGUAUCAUCGUCCCCAGCAAGGUCCUCCGCUGCUCGGAUCCUAGUUGAGCAUGCUGCCCGCGAAUGGAAAGCCAAGUAUCCAACAUCAAAGAUGGACGACUGCGCUGUGGUCUGCUUAUUCCUAGAUGGGAAGAUGGAUACUGAGUCCGACAAUGAGGAGCAGAGCUUCUCAUCGGCGACCCUCCAGAGCAACCACUCGGGCAAUGUCUUGGAAUCAGACGACGGCCAGCACUCCGAGCCGUGCCUGCAGCGGAACUUCACCGUCAGGUCUUCGGAGGACAACGAGCACAACAGCAGGGUGCCGGUUGGCGAGGAUCAGAACUGGUCGGGUUUGGAAGGCGUGACGAGAGUGAACUCUCUUGUUCAACUUCCCAGAUUCUCCGAAGAAAGGCCGAGGCCGUAGCGACGUCGUUUUGAUUGAACGUCUUUGUAGUAGCGCUGUCUGAAAAACCCAAGAAAUAUUGGUUUUUUUUACUACUAUAAGAUUUGAUCAAAUAGUAUUUAUGGUUCUUGCAUAUAUUUUGAAAAGUUGAAAUUUAUCUGUUAUUUUUUCA
Molecule: messenger RNA, 2207 nt
Organism: Salvia hispanica
Lineage: Eukaryota; Viridiplantae; Streptophyta; Magnoliopsida; Lamiales; Lamiaceae
Source: RefSeq, a predicted model, not a curated record